GACGCGUAUUCACAUCGGCUCUCUCGGACGCCGCGUUCGUGUAACGUCCGGAAGGUGAGAAGAGGAGUGUAAUACACACACGCGCGCGCGCGCGCGUAUACACACCGGUCUCACGAUAUAUAUAUAUAUAUAUAUACCGUGUCGUUUAUAAGUUCUCUGUCCUCUUCAACGUUCGCGAGGUGAAAACGGUAGUGGUACCAGACCAGGUCGAGAACCAUCAGAGAACCAAUCGACGAAAUAUCUAUGCGUAUUCAAGACAGCCGCAACGGUCCUACUACACGCGCGUAGCUUCCUUGGCGCACACGGUGGUGGUAAAUUAUUGGUGUCGGUGAUGGUGAUUACUAGUGGUCGGUGGUGGUCUAUUCCGCGACGUGGUGUUACCGGCCACGGCCGGUGGCAUCCAUCGAGGUAAAAAAAAAAAAUAAAAAGCCAAGGCGGGAAGGAAGACACCUCUUUUUUUUUCACGUCAAACCGGCGCGCCGACGGUUUGAUUGAGUUAACCGUUGAGGGUGCGCGCCACGCGAUCGAGCAAGAAAGAGGGAUACACAUACUUAAUCACUACUAAUCCUACUAGCUGAAAGGAGUAGAGUGACAGACCGAUCUCUUUGACAGAGAUCGGGAGACAUUAACGCAUUAUUCACACAUCUUUAACCCGCGCGCGCGCGCUAUUUACAUUGGGAGGAAGAGCGAGAGAGAGAGAGAGAGAGAGAGAGAAAGAGAGAAAAGAUAUUUAAUUGCUCUCGCGCGGAAUAAUAACUUGGAGUGAUCGAGAGAGGAUUGCGGCUGUAAUUUUAACCAUAAUAAUUACGUUGAACGAUACAACCGCAGGCGAGGACACGCAGUGCGGCACCGAGGAAUCUGCCGUCGCCCAGGGAGGCGAUCAGCUCCAGAGGAUGACUAUGGACGGCGUAGAGGUGGUGGGCUCGCAGCCGCACGCGGCUACCAGCCCGUUUCUGCUCUCCUCGCCACCAUUAGGACACCAUAAUCAUCAUCAUGCGACGUUUAAUCUGCCGGUGCAGCUUAGCUUCGACGCGUGUUUACCGUACAACGCGGCCUCCUCCUCGUCCGGCUCGGUCACUUGCGGCGUCAGCGGGACAUCCGUGAACGCGAUCUGCACGAAUUCGUCCUCUACCAGCUGCGGCAGGAACACGCCGCAGCUCUCCCUAUCCUCGAACGUGCCGUUACAUAUGCAACUUCAGAUCAGCUCGACAACCCCCACGGAACACAACCACGAGCAGCAUCAUCAGCAUCAUCAUCGAUUGGACGGUCAUCAUCAGCAUCAGCUGCACCCCAAUGCCUCGUCACCGUCCAUCGAUCCCGCGGACGACAAGCGGCACCGGCAGCCCGAUGACGACGACAAGAGUUGCAUCAGGAAUUGCAGGAGCGAUAUUCACGAUACGAACGAUAAGGAUAAGCCCGGCGAUUUGAACACGCCGGUCACCACCAGCAGCGACCUACCGUCUUUCUUCGGGCCCUCCGCGCUUGUCGAACCGCCACCAAUCUCAGGCAGCCUGGCGAGCGAGGAUCUCUCUCUGGAAGAGGCAACCGGGGAGGAAGACGAGAACGGCGCGUCCGCCGGUAGGGAUCAUCGGCAUCACCAUCAUCAUCAGGAUGCGCGAAAUGCCGUCACGUCGAACGCGCCUCCUUCGAACAGUCCGCCGUCCCGUCAUCAUCAAACUCAGGACGAGGCCGAACGCUGUAACGUGCUGCAGGGUGGUGUAAUUUUAUACUCACCGCAUUCCACGUCUACCGCCCCCGCGACGAGCGUGAAUAUCUGCAAUGUACCGACAUUGACCUAUCGCGGCGUCUUCACCACCACCUGUACGCAAUCCUCGCCCCUGAGCAAUCUGCAGGGUGACCAGCAGCAGCAACCGCAACAGCCGACGGGUCAGGAGCUGUGGGCGCCGUUACCGUCACCAACGUUAACCUUGGCGGCCCAACCGUUCCUUCACCCCAACCUACACUCGACCGCGUACAGCAGUGAGACCGUCGAAUUGCUGCAGGUCGAUUCGAAGCCACCCCCACCGCCCGGUUACCACGAUACGGCGACCACCACCUCCACGACCUGGCUGACAGGUCACGAGGAUGCUUACGAUCCUGGUCUUCUCUCCCACCAUCAUUCUCACACCCAUCACCAGGAGACGACGUUGAAGCAGGAGCCAACCGGCACCGGUUACACUCCAAACGUACAACAGCCGCAGCAAGCUCAAGCACAAGCUCAACAACAACAACAACAACAACAACAGCAGCAGCAACAACAAGCUCCACCUGGACAAUCUGGUGCCUGCGGUAACGCGGCGGGAGUCCAGCUGGCCGAAUAUAAUCCGAGCACGUCGAAGGGCCACGAGAUCCUUUCUCAGGUCUAUCAGCAGAGCGCGAUACCGCUCCGAUUGGUUCCCGUGAAACCGCGCAAGUACCCAAAUCGACCGAGCAAAACGCCGGUCCACGAGCGGCCCUACGCCUGCCCGGUGGAUGGCUGCGACCGUAGGUUCUCCCGCAGCGACGAGCUUACCCGGCACAUACGCAUCCACACCGGGCAGAAGCCGUUUCAGUGUCGCAUCUGCAUGCGCUCGUUCUCGAGGAGCGAUCACCUAACCACCCACGUGCGCACGCACACGGGUGAGAAACCAUUUUGCUGUGAUCAGUGCGGCCGAAAGUUCGCCAGGAGCGACGAGAAGAAGCGCCACGCGAAGGUACAUCUGAAGCAGAGGCUCAAGCGCGAGGCGUCUCACGCUAAUCCAAGAACCCAUCACCAGAGCCACGCGUCAUCACCCUGCAAUCAAUGAAUUCCAUGACAACGAUGUUGAAAAAUCCCCCCCCCCCUCCCCCUUUAACACGUUUGAGAUCUCAUUACGUUCGUCACGUUGUUCUGACGAGUUGUGAUCUAUGUCUACUCGAUUUUUAUUCUCCUCUCCCUCCUCUCUCUCUCUCUCCUCCUCCCCCCCCCUUUCUCGACCAUCGAUCAUCUCUUCUUUCCUGCAUCUCUCAUUAUGGCCGAUGAAGAAAUUGCGGAAAUCUUUAGGCGGUCAAAAUUGAUCCGUCGUCGACUGAUCCGUUAUUUAUCAUCGGUCCUCCGUUAUUUAUCGUCGAUCCUUUGUACAUAGCAUCUUAGAAGCAUAGCUGGAUACAAAUUAAUGGAAUCUUACGAGC
Messenger RNA from Cyphomyrmex costatus, 3150 nucleotides. Its product is annotated as zinc finger protein ichor. The record is from RefSeq and is a predicted model, not a curated record. Bases 894 to 2786 code for a protein of 630 amino acids. The transcript is spliced from 2 exons. Gene Ontology annotation, biological process: regulation of transcription by RNA polymerase II. Gene Ontology annotation, molecular function: RNA polymerase II cis-regulatory region sequence-specific DNA binding; DNA-binding transcription factor activity, RNA polymerase II-specific. NCBI's taxonomy places the organism in Eukaryota, Metazoa, Arthropoda, Insecta, Hymenoptera, Formicidae.